AUGAGACUACGAUACACAAUUGCCUUCCUUGCGACCAUUGCUUGGACGACAGUGGAAGGCCUGGCACCUGCUACUCCUACUGGUACUACUACUACUACUUGCCAAACAUCAUCGGAAAGAACUUCUGACAGUAGCAGUAUUCCUUCAUCAAACCUCGUUGAUUUCAGCCUACAGGAACGAAGAAAAGUCUUGGCAACCUUUGCCAGCGUGACAUCCAUCCUUUUGUCAUCUACAGAAUCGGCGGUGGCUGAAACAACCUCCAGCAAGCCAAGCGAGUUUACCAGUGUGGGAACUCAAGCUCCGGCACCGGACGGAAAUCAACCAUUUGUGACUUUGGAGAAUGGUAUCAAGAUAAAAGACUUUCGUGAGGGGACAGGCGACGCAGCUGUUGGAAAGAACUCAAAGGUUAGUAUUCAAUGCUCGGGUCGGUUACUGAAUCUGAACGGGGUGGUCUUUUACAAUACCAAAAACAACAAUCCAGAUGGAUUUGGAGCACUUCCGUUGGAGUUAUCUCUUGGGAAGGGCGAAGCGGUCCCAGGAUUGGAAGCUGGUUUGAUUGGAAUGAAGAAGGGGGGUAUUCGACGAAUAAUUGUGCCACAAGACCUUGCUUAUAACAAGUUCCCUGACCUCGAGCCCAAGCCCAUGAAUACCAACGAUCAACGGGCUUUGGACUCGGUUGUCAAGAACUCUCGGCGAGAUGGAGCUAUUCUAUUUGACGUACAGGUAGAACGGUUGAAAUAA
Molecule: messenger RNA, 741 nt
Organism: Cylindrotheca closterium
Lineage: Eukaryota; Bacillariophyta; Bacillariophyceae; Bacillariales; Bacillariaceae
Source: the annotation of a GenBank genome assembly